Messenger RNA from Etheostoma spectabile (orangethroat darter), 3075 nucleotides. It is a transcript of the gene cpsf3, whose product is annotated as cleavage and polyadenylation specific factor 3. Gene Ontology annotation, cellular component: mRNA cleavage and polyadenylation specificity factor complex. The record is from RefSeq and is a predicted model, not a curated record. Gene Ontology annotation, molecular function: RNA endonuclease activity; RNA binding; 5'-3' RNA exonuclease activity. Bases 143 to 2215 code for a protein of 690 amino acids. The transcript has 18 exons. Gene Ontology annotation, biological process: mRNA 3'-end processing by stem-loop binding and cleavage. NCBI's taxonomy places the organism in Eukaryota, Metazoa, Chordata, Actinopteri, Perciformes, Percidae.
GUGCGACGUCACAAGAGGGCCGUCGCCCCCUCUCUCAUUCAACCUUUCUGUGACUGUCUCUGCAUUCAACAAACGGUGCAGUUUACAGUAUGACUGGCUUUAUUUGUUCUAUUUAUAUAUUUACCUGCAAAAUUUGACGCAUAUGGCGACAAAACGCAAAGUAGAGGUGAUUGUCCCCGCAGAGGAGAGUGACCAGCUCCUAAUUCGUCCACUGGGUGCUGGUCAGGAGGUUGGGAGGUCAUGCAUCAUCCUGGAGUUCAAAGGAAGGAAAAUUAUGCUGGACUGUGGUAUCCACCCUGGCUUGGAGGGAAUGGAUGCUCUCCCCUACAUAGACUUGAUUGACCCAGCCGAGAUAGACCUGCUGCUCAUCAGCCAUUUCCACUUGGAUCACUGUGGAGCUCUGCCUUGGUUCCUUCAGAAGACCAGCUUUAAAGGCAGGACCUUCAUGACCCAUGCCACGAAGGCCAUCUACCGCUGGCUACUGUCAGAUUACGUCAAAGUCAGCAACAUUUCUGCAGAUGACAUGCUGUACACGGAGACUGACCUGGAGGAGAGCAUGGAUAAGAUUGAGACCAUCAACUUCCACGAGGUCAAGGAGGUGGCUGGAAUCAAGUUCUGGUGCUACCACGCUGGGCAUGUGCUGGGAGCUGCCAUGUUUAUGAUCGAGAUAGCUGGAGUCAAGCUGCUGUACACAGGAGACUUCUCCCGACAGGAAGACAGGCAUCUGAUGGCAGCAGAGAUCCCCAGUGUCAAACCUGACAUCUUAAUCAUAGAGUCCACCUACGGCACCCACAUCCAUGAGAAGAGGGAGGAGCGUGAGGCUCGGUUCUGUAACACAGUCCAUGACAUUGUCAACAGAGAAGGCCGCUGUUUAAUCCCUGUGUUCGCCUUGGGGAGGGCCCAGGAACUGCUGCUCAUCCUGGAUGAGUACUGGCAGAACCACCCGGAGCUCCAUGACAUCCCCAUCUACUAUGCAUCGUCCCUGGCCAAGAAGUGCAUGGCUGUGUACCAGACCUACGUCAACGCAAUGAACGACAAGAUCCGCAAGGCUAUCAAUAUCAACAACCCUUUUGUCUUCAAGCAUAUCAGCAACCUCAAGAGCAUGGAUCACUUUGAUGACAUUGGUCCCAGUGUGGUGAUGGCGUCUCCAGGUAUGAUGCAGAGCGGGCUCUCCAGAGAGCUCUUUGAGAGCUGGUGCACUGAUAAGAGGAACGGAGUCAUCAUCGCUGGAUACUGUGUAGAGGGCACACUGGCUAAGCACAUCAUGUCUGAGCCGGAGGAGAUCACCACCAUGUCAGGGCAGAAGCUGCAGCUGAAAAUGUCAGUGGACUACAUCUCUUUUUCUGCCCACACUGACUACCAGCAGACCAGCGAGUUCAUCAGGGCCCUCAAACCACCCCAUGUGAUCCUGGUCCACGGGGAGCAGAAUGAGAUGGCCCGUCUGAAGGCUGCGCUGAUCAGGGAGUACGAAGAUAAUGACCAGGUACACAUUGAAGUCCACAACCCUCGCAACACCGAAGCUGUCACCCUCAACUUCAGGGGAGAGAAACUGGCCAAGGUGAUGGGCUCUCUGGCUGAUAAGAAGAGUGUCCAGGGCCAGAGGGUGUCAGGCAUACUGGUGAAAAAGAACUUCAACUACCACAUCCUCAAUCCCUCUGACCUUUCUACAUACACAGAGCUGGCCAUGAGCACAGUGAAACAGACCCAGGCCAUCCCCUUCACUGGACCCUACUCACUGCUCGUCUGCCAUCUGAGGAACCUCACCGGUGACGUGGAAGAGCUGGAUGGAACUGAGAAGAACACUUUGAAGAUUUUUAAAAAUAUCACACUGAUCUAUGAGGCCGGCAUGGUGCUGCUGGAGUGGCUAGCCAACCCUCUCAACGACAUGUAUGCUGAUGCUGUCACUACUGUAGUGCUGGAAGUCCAGUCCAACCCAAAGGCUCAGAAAGCCAUGGAGACCCAGAGUGCCACUAUGGACAUGGACGUCUUCCAAACCCGACUAGGAGUCAUGUUGCAGGACAUGUUUGGUGAGGAAUGUUUGGAUUUCAGUGACAGUAAAAACAUCUCUGUGACAAUAGAUGGGAAGACUGUCCACAUCUGCUUGGAAACGAGGUCGGUGUGCUACGAGGAUGAAUGCGCAGAGGACGACUCGCUAAGAGAGAUGGUGGAGUUGGCAGUGCAGCGCCUCUAUGACGCCCUCAACCCGGUCAUCUGAGAGCGGAGAUGGGACCGCAGAUGUGUUCUUAACAAGUUCAACUUAACCUGUAAACUGACAGGGUUUCUUAAGCUAAGUCAUCAUAAAUAUAUAAAACAAAAAUCUACAAGUUCUGUGCUAAAAGUUAACAAGUGGCUUGUAUUUGUGUGGUAAAAACUGGAUAGCGUGCUCCCAAGAAUCAAAAUAUCAUGUCUGACGUCAAUAAUACUACACUUCCGGGAUUGUUUUAGCUACAUAUCACAAAAAACAGCACAAUGCAAAUGAUUGAUCCAUGAUUGAUCUAUCUAUAGAUCCAGAUCAUUACGCAGUGGCCCUGUCUGGUGUGGUGUAAUUAAAACACCUCAAUAACCAAUCCCAGUCCCACUUUGUGAAUACAAUUUGGAAAGACCAGAUUGGCUUUUUACUAAUUAACUGAAGGUUAAGGAGAUUGUAUCACCUGUGAGCUAACAUUGAAGGAAAGAGAAAAGGGAGAUAAACUGUGUAGAUGUUUUUCGUAAAAUGUAUUGUUUAUUUAUUUAUUAUGCAAGCACUUUCAAUUAUUUAUAUAUAUAUAUAUAUAUAUAUAUAUAUAUGAAAGAGAGGGGAUGACACGCAGCAAAGUGCCGCAGAUCGGGUUCAAACCUGGGCUGCUGCAAAGGACUCAGCCAUCUAGAGGGGCUGGAUGCCACCCCCACUUUCAAUUGUAUUUAAUAAGUUUUACUGUAUUUCUGUAGAUGCACUGUAGGUUUUCUUUGACCAGAGUUUAUUACUAAUGUGCACUGAUACGACGGACUUGUUGACUUUUAACUGUGACGUGAACUGUGAAUUUCUAAAUGCACUAAAUUUGUGUUCAUUAUAUAAUGUUUAAAACAAACUUUUAA